AUGAGUCCAAUGGCAUUCGUACAAAAAUAUACACUUGAUGAAUUUCGAAAACAACGUAAAUCAAUAGUAGAAAAUAAUAUUACAUUAACACAUUGGAGUACAGAAUUGUUUCAAACACGUUCAAAGCUUAAUCUUCCUAAAAUAUCAAUGAAGAAAUUCGAUGCAUAUCAACGUGCACUCAUUCUUGGUACUGAUUGCGAUGACAGUUAA
Messenger RNA from Rotaria sp. Silwood1, 210 nucleotides. Lineage: Eukaryota; Metazoa; Rotifera; Eurotatoria; Philodinida; Philodinidae. The record is from the annotation of a GenBank genome assembly.